ACAAACUCGUGCAUUUUUCGCUUUUAAAUUGAAAUGAUUAUAAUGCUUGCCGUUCGAAAAUUAUUCGUUGAUGCUUCACCUUUAAGGCACUGCAUGUUAUAUUUCAAAUAUUCUAACAAAAGUAUUCGAAAGCCACGUGUGACGUUCGGAAAGAAGAAAUGGAAUGCACCACAAGUUCAUCAAAAUUACAAUUUUGGCCGAAAUCCUGGUGUCGAGGGACAGUUACAAGCUCUGGAUUUAACAGAAGAAGAAAUGAAGGAUCCCAAUAUUUUAGAAGACAUGGAACAGCAAUUUUGGAAUGCUGACAAAGUUGAGGGUACCCUGGAAAGAGAGAAAUAUAUCGACAAGGAACUUCAGAGUAUAUUUCAAGUGACAAGGAAGCAAUUCAAGGAGGAAAAAUCGCCCAAUAUGCUUUCAUGGGAUGAAAAGCAACAAAUAAGGGCACUUCAUGCUAAAGACCCUGAGAAGUGGACCCACAUGCAGUUGGCAUUCAGCUUUCCUGCUACUCCAUCCAUUAUUCAGAAAAUUCUUAGGGCUAAGUGGAAAUAUAAUUCACCAGAGCAAAUUGAAAAACAUGAUGCAAGGGUUCAGCGAAAUUGGGAUGCUCUCUUAAAAGACGAUUUAGAAGUGCCGAAUGAAGAACUCAAAAAGCACUUGCUGUCCUUCAGCCAGCGAAGAAAACUUAUUUCUUCCAACAUGAAAGAUAUUGCCACCUCCACUGUCCCUCCUCCUAAAACUUCCGAUAGUUUGAAAAAUGUUUUAAAGGAUGGAGGAGUGUUUGCAAACAUAUAUAAAAGUUAUAAACCAAUUGAUCGGAUUGAAAAGAGGGAUGAAACUAUUACAGAAGAAGUACAAACCCCAGCUCAGGCAGGACUUCAAAUGCUUUACCAACCACCUCAAAAUGACACUUUCAUUAUUCCAAAGGCUGCCCAAAAUGUUCUACAUCGUACUAACAAACAUCUUACUUUAGAAGAUAUGAAAGAUGUCGUAAUGCAAGAUGUUGUAAAAGGAAAAUCUCUAACAGGUGACGAGAUAAACUUUGUUCAAGAAAAGUUGUUAAUGGAAAGGGAGAAAAGUAAUUAUCCUAUCAUGAAAGAUCCUAUUGGAAAAGAGGCAAACGAAGAAUUUAGCAGAGGACAGGAAGGUAUUGACACAGUGUCUAAUAGCAGUAAUGAUCUUAACACAACACACAAAAUUACUUUGUCUGUGGAAGAAAUCAAUACUUCUGAUUCUGCUAAAAAUUUUAGGUCAUCUCAAAGUGAAGAUGACAAUGUUUCAAAAUUCAUUGAUGUAUCAGGAAUAAAGAAUAUUCAAAAGCUUGAAGACAAAGAAAUAAUUGCAAGCUUGAGAACAGCUAAAAUGGCUAGGAGUAAAAUGGAUGAUGAAAUUGUUGUCAAAGCAGUGAAAGAGUAUGUAUCCCAUUCUUCAGAGAGUUAUCCACUAGAAAUAGCAAUUCCAAAAGAUAAGUGGAAAAAGGGUGCUUUGUACAGAGUUAAAGAUCGGUUCUACACUGAUGAUGGGGAAUUCUUGUAUAGAGUGCCAGGAAUAUCACAGGAAUAGUAGUUUAAUGUAAAUCUGUUACCAAAUAAAGUUUAAACUGAUGAAGUGAA
Thrips palmi is the source of this 1610-nucleotide messenger RNA. RefSeq lists its product as uncharacterized. Bases 34 to 1560 code for a protein of 508 amino acids. Lineage: Eukaryota; Metazoa; Arthropoda; Insecta; Thysanoptera; Thripidae. The transcript is spliced from 4 exons. Gene Ontology annotation, cellular component: nucleus. The record is from RefSeq and is a predicted model, not a curated record.